CCUCCGACAUGGCCGGCGCGCAGGGGGAUGGCGGCAGCGGCGGCAGCGGCGGCAGCGGCGGCAGCGGCGGCAGCGGCGGCAGCGGCGGCAGCGGCGGCAGCGGCGGCAGCGGCGGCAGCGGCGGCAGCGGCGGGGGCAGCAGCGGCGGGCUCCCCUUCCGCCCCUACAUCUGCUCCUUCCCCGGCUGCGACGCCACCUUCAACAAGGCCUGGCGGCUGUCCGCUCACCUCUGCCGGCACACGGGCGAGAGGCCGUAUGUUUGCGAUUAUGAAGGCUGCGGCAAAGGGUUCACGAGGGACUUCCACCUCACCCGACACCUCCUCACACACACCGGGGAAAAGCCGUUCAAGUGCACAGCUGAUGGGUGCAAUGAGAAAUUUGGAACAAAGUCAAACAUGAAGAAGCACGUUGAGCGCAAGCAUCAGAAUCAGCAAAAGCAGUAUGUGUGUGACUUUGAAGGCUGUAACAAAUCUUUCAAGAAGCAUCAACAACUUAAAGUUCAUCAGUGUCACCAUACCAAUGAACCUCCCUUCAAAUGUAAUAAAGAAGGAUGUGGAAAGUGUUUCUCUACUCCAAGUCAGCUGAAGCGACAUGAGAAGAUACACGAAGGCUAUGCAUGCAAGAAGGAAAACUGCUCGUAUAUAGGAAAAACGUGGACAGAGCUUCUGAAACAUAAUAAAGUCAGUCAUGCAGAGCCAAUAGUCUGCAGUGAAUGUAACAAAACUUUUAAACGGAAGGAUUACCUCAAGCAGCAUCAAAAGACACAUGCUGUGGAGAGAGAAGUCUGCCGCUGCCCCAGAGAAGGAUGUGGAAGAACUUACACAAAUUUAUUUAACCUUCAAAGUCAUAUCCUCUCUUUCCACGAGGAGAAAAAAACAUUCUCUUGUGAUUAUCCAGACUGUGGAAAAGUGUUUGCAAUGAAGCAGAGCCUAGCAAGGCAUGCAGUUGUACAUGAUCCUGAAAAGAGAAAGCUGAACUUGAAAGCAAAACGUUCUGGUCCCAAGAGGAGCUUAGCCUCUCAUCUCAGUGGCUACAUUCCUCCUAAAACGCAGCCAGGAAAGGAUGAAGUUGUGAUGCUGUCUUAUCUGAAGACAGCAGAUAAGCUCAUGGAAAAUGGAAUACCAGCUGUUGAAAUUCGGACUCUGUAGCAAAGGUUAACCAGGACAGUGUUCUUCAUGGAAUAACCAUCACAAAGCUCAACAAUAACUUUAGAUACUAAAGUUAAUUUUCUUAAAUUUUAUUUUUUUGAUAAAUACAUAUUGUUUACACUUCUUCAGAAA
This is a messenger RNA of Taeniopygia guttata (zebra finch), 1280 nucleotides long. RefSeq names its product general transcription factor IIIA (gene GTF3A). The record is from RefSeq and is a predicted model, not a curated record. NCBI's taxonomy places the organism in Eukaryota, Metazoa, Chordata, Aves, Passeriformes, Estrildidae. Gene Ontology annotation, cellular component: nucleus.